UCCCAGUCCCUCCUCCUCCGAGCCAUAAAAAGAAGACGGAAAAAAAAGAUUGGGAAAAAGAGAGAUUCUACAAAAUCCUUCCCCCCCCCCCUCUUCUCACAACGCCCGUGUUUCCCUUUCAUAUUUUCCAUCGUAUGUUCUUUGAGCUCCGGCUCCAUUAACGGAGCCUAGCUCAUUCUCCAAACUCUAAUUCUUCGUUUAGAUCUCUCUUCUCCUUCUAUUUUCAAUUCUUGCGAUUUGUGGAUCUCGAGCUUAAACCAAACCAACGAGAGAGAAAUGUCAAAACCGUGGGGCGGAAUUGGAGCCUGGGCUGCUGAUGCCGAGCGUGCUGAGGCUGAGGAACGAGAGGCGGAAGCUGCUGCGGCCGCCUCCCAAGCAGAAUCGAAGAAUUUCCCUAGCCUUAAGGAAGCUGUCAACACCAAGCCCAAGAAGAAGAAGAUGACGUUGUCGGAAUUCACUAUGGGGACCUUGACGGGCCCGGGCGCCGGCAGUAGGCAAACAGACAGCAAGGGCUUGACGCCGGAGGAGAUGCUUCGACUUCCGACUGGUCCCAAAGACCGUUCUGGUGAAGAAAUGCGUCCUGGUCGACUUGGUGGGGGAUUUCCCACUUAUGAUCGGCACAGUAUGCCUGCUGGUCGAUUUCGAGACCGUGAUGAAGGCGAUGGGUCUUGGGGUGGUGGUCGACGAUCGUUUGGUGGGUUCGAUGAUGAUCGUAGGGAUCCACCUCCUAGGGCUUCCAAUUUCGAUCAACCUUCCAGGGCUGACGAGGUGGAUAAUUGGGCAAUGACUAAGAAAUCUCCCACAUUGGCUUCAGAGCGACAGAAUAGGUACGGGUCGCUAGGCGGUGGUAUGGGUGGAAUUUCAUCCAGGGCAGACGAGGUCGAUAGCUGGGCCAGUGCGAAAAAACCUGUUCCAUCGAGAUCCUCCACUUUUGGUUCUGGUUACCGUGACCGUGAGGUGAAUGAGCAUGAUCGCUGGACUAGAGGCAGUUCACGUGAUAGUGACACAGAACGACCCCGGUUAGUAUUGGAUCGACCCAAAGCUAAUCUCCUUACAAAUGAAGCAACAAGGUCGAACAAGCCAAGUCCUUUUGGAGCAGCAAGGCCAAGAGAGGAAGUUUUGGCUGAGAAGGGGUUGGAUUGGAAGAAGCUGGAUACAGAAAUUGAGGCCAAAAGAACCAGUAGGCCAACCAGUGCUCACUCUAGCAGACCUUCGAGUGCUCAAUCGAGCCGUUCAGAGGGUCCAGGAUUGCAGGGCGUAGAAAAUGUGGUGAAGCCGAGGCCAAAAGUCAAUCCAUUUGGGGAUGCCAAGCCUAGGGAGGUUUUGCUGGAGGAACGUGGCAAGGACUGGCGGAAGAUAGAUCUGCAACUUGAGCGUCGUGCUGUGGACAGGCCUGAAACAGAAGAGGAAAAGAUGUUGAAAGAGGAAAUUGAUGUUCUAAGAAAGGAACUUGAGAAAGGCUUAUCUCUGAAUGCUAAGAAAGAAUCGAUGCAAGAAUCUGCCGUAGAGAUACAAGAUCUGCGUGACAGAAUAAAUAAAAAAGAAUGUGAACUGGAGGCGCUGGUCCUUGAUUUGGAUGAUAAGGUACGCUUCGGGAAGAAAGCAGCUGAGAGACCUGGCUCUGGAGCAGGUAGGGCUGCUGUCUUUCCCGAAAGACAAUCUUCUCAAGGAUCCUUUGAUGAGUCCAGAAGUUUCGAGUCCAUGGAACGGCCUCGAUCACGUGGCACUCCAGAUGUGUGGAGUAGAUCUGCUGAGGAUGGAAAACCAAUACAAGGUGCCAGAGAUGGAGGAUUUUUGGGCAACAGAGACAUGAACAGGUCGAGGGAUAGUAGAUGGUAAGCUACAUUGUGGACACCAUUGGUUUGAUGAUCUACACCUUUUGAGUAUUGGAAGCUAAUAAUACAUUGGUCUCACCUUUCACGAUGGUUCUCUUAUUUUGAGCUCUGGAAAUUGGAGUGAGAGAGUACUACUGAUGUGGUGCCAAACUUUUGUUACCCCUUCUUCAAACUAUGUAAAAUUGCUAUUUCUUAUUUUUGUUGAAAUUGAGGAGCCUGUAUCAUGGUUAGGACUCGAAUUAUAACCAGACAGUUGGGAUUCCCUAGUUUUUUCUUUUUCCUCUCUUGUAACAGUCAGGUCAUUCUGUGUUAUACAGCUAAUUUGGUUCAUUUUGCUCAUCCA
Messenger RNA from Cucurbita pepo subsp. pepo (vegetable marrow), 2178 nucleotides. RefSeq names its product eukaryotic translation initiation factor 4B2. Lineage: Eukaryota; Viridiplantae; Streptophyta; Magnoliopsida; Cucurbitales; Cucurbitaceae. Gene Ontology annotation, molecular function: mRNA binding; translation initiation factor activity. The record is from RefSeq and is a predicted model, not a curated record.